GUAACAUAGAUACAAGCAAAAAAAGUAGUUAUUACAAGAAAUAAUUUAUCAACUUAGUUAUUUAGUCUAAAUAUAUAGCUACCAACAAUUCAGAAUUGAAUGCAAUUUUAGGACUUUAUUUAGUAUACAAACAUUUGUAACUGGUUAUGGAAUGUCACAUCAAUUUUCAAUGGAGAAAGCAAUAUAUUUAGGACUUCAAAAUCUUAGAGUACAACAAAGAUCAAUUAACUACUAUGAGAAACAUAAGACAUUUAAAUGAUAUAAUAUUACUUUAAAGAUUGAGAACUUUUUGUAAAUUUUUUUCGAUAAAAAAGUAGUAAUGAAUAGAUGAAAUUUAUAAUAUUCGAUCCAAAGUAAUUAUGAAGAAUAAAGUGAUGCAAUAAUGUUUAAUAUAAUUGCGAUAGAUAGAAGUGCUUAUACUCUUUAAAGAUAUAUUAUCUUAUUUAAUUAUAGAUAUUGGUGCACUUUAAUGUCCUGUAAAUUAACCUCAAUUUUAUGUAUAAUGUAUAGAAAUACUCUAGUAGAAUCAACAUCUGUGGAUGUACACACAUAUUGUAGUUUAAGUGGUACUAAAAGAAGAUGUGAUAUUUCUAGUACCUGUUAUUGAUACUUAAAUUCCUACAGGAAAGAUAUUCUAUAUAGCGUGUUUAUGA
Molecule: messenger RNA, 653 nt
Organism: Paramecium sonneborni
Lineage: Eukaryota; Ciliophora; Oligohymenophorea; Peniculida; Parameciidae
Source: the annotation of a GenBank genome assembly